Didymodactylos carnosus is the source of this 798-nucleotide messenger RNA. The record is from the annotation of a GenBank genome assembly. Lineage: Eukaryota; Metazoa; Rotifera; Eurotatoria; Philodinida; Philodinidae.
AAAAUAUUCAAUCAAGUUAUGCUCCAAAACCUUUGCUAUUUCGCAUCAACAUUCAAAAACAUAUGUACCAACACAGAUAAUCAAUAUAUAAUGGUAACUGUGCCUUUUCUGGUACGCCAAUUUUGCCGCCUGGUGGGCGUACAGUCUGUUUUCUUCGAUUGUUUAUUGUUCAUUGUUUAGUUCAGUAAUAUUUUAUCUGGAAAUUGAAAAUUCAGAAUCUCACUUCUAUUUAUAAGCUAAAAAGUUUCAAAAUGAUCAAGAGGAUUAUCUAAAUUAUACUGGUGAAAAAAGUUUUUAUGCAUCAGAACAAUCACAACAAAUAGAAGAUAAACAUGAAUUUGUUAAACGAAUGCUGACACAAUUUAGACAACACACAACCACACAAACGAGAACGAUGUUGCAGCCAGCGACAAACUGCAAUCUACCUCAAGUUCAAAUUCAACAUUCUCUUCUACCAUCAAAUAUCACUCGUUCACCAAUCGCACCACAAUCAUCUUCAACUGUAUCAAAUGAAGAUCAACAACCUUCAACCUCUCGACAUCCUCAAGAUAUCGAACAAGCAUCUACUAAUUUACUAAAUUCUCAUCAACCAAAACCAUGUUCUUCAACGAAAAUUGCAAAUGAAUUAAUAUUGAAUGUAGAAGAAAUAAUAUCGUUACAAGAAAAAGAACAAAUACAGCAGGCUUUAGAAGCUUCGUUGCAAGAAGUAGUAGUUAACGAAACAAGACAAGAAAUUCAAAUAAACCCAUCAUCAUCAACAACAACAAUAACAGAGCCUCAUGACAGCGACGUGAACGA